Parastagonospora nodorum SN15 is the source of this 594-nucleotide messenger RNA. RefSeq lists its product as hypothetical. NCBI's taxonomy places the organism in Eukaryota, Fungi, Ascomycota, Dothideomycetes, Pleosporales, Phaeosphaeriaceae. The transcript is spliced from 2 exons. Bases 1 to 594 code for a protein of 197 amino acids. The record is from RefSeq and is a predicted model, not a curated record.
AUGGCGACUUCGACCGACAAUAAACCAUCGGCUAUGCAGGCUCCAGCCUUAGUCGGCGUCACACGCUUCCGAGUUAUCAAGACUUCAGCUUUCAAGGACUAUUAUGUUUCCGACAACUUGCUCCACGAAGAAGGUCCCACUCGGCACACCACCACGAAAGACAGCGCAGGUUCCUAUGUCAGGAUCGAAGACUGCGACAUCGAGACCUUCGACAUCGUCGUUGCAUGGUUGAACAGGAAGAAGAGCCAGAGCUUCUUUCCCAAUCACCCCCUUCCUACGGGUCUGGCUCUGGUGAAGCUGUGCAUCUUCGCGCUUGAUAACUUCCCUGCGAGCAGUGGACUAUUUAAUGAAGUCGAGGCUAACUCCGACCUGGUGCUUACUGUCGGUACGAUCAACUACGUUUACGAGCAUACCACCGAACAUUCUUCCCUUCGCCACAAGAUCGUAGGCGCCUUCUGCAAUACCAAGCCAACAUUCGAAAAGGACCUGAAUCAGUGCUGUCCUCAGUUCUUGGCCGAUGCACUGAGAUACAUUCGAGACGAGCGCGACUAUCAUGCUUUUAUGGCGGACGCACCAGCGGAAGUCACAGAGUAG